GGUCCAUGAGAAGAUCCACAGCCAGGAGAAACCUCACAGCUGUUCCUACUGCGACAAGGCAUUCAAACAGCUGUCCAACCUCAAGCUCCACCAGAGAAUACACUCUGACCAGAAGCCUUACGCCUGCUCCUACUGCGACAAGACCUUCCGUGCUCAGGGGACCUUAAAAGUGCACCUGAGGACUCACACAGGAGAGAGGCCUUACCCCUGCUUCGACUGUGACAAGCGUUUCAUCACGUCCUCAGAGUUGAAGGUGCACCAGAGGAUUCACACGGGAGAGAAGCCCUUCUACUGCUACGACUGUGGGAAGAGUUACUAUCAGCUGAAGCAGCUGAAGGAACAUAUGAAGUUCAACCCGGACCACAGCACCACACGUAGCGGACUCAGUAACAUAGAGGACGAGGACAAGCUCUACUCUACGUCACGUGAUGAUGUAACGAUGUCUUGA
Messenger RNA from Oncorhynchus gorbuscha (pink salmon), 448 nucleotides. Its product is annotated as gastrula zinc finger protein XlCGF52.1-like. Gene Ontology annotation, biological process: regulation of transcription by RNA polymerase II. Gene Ontology annotation, cellular component: PcG protein complex; transcription regulator complex. The annotation marks the transcript as partial. The record is from RefSeq and is a predicted model, not a curated record. Gene Ontology annotation, molecular function: RNA polymerase II cis-regulatory region sequence-specific DNA binding; DNA-binding transcription factor activity, RNA polymerase II-specific. The transcript has 2 exons. NCBI's taxonomy places the organism in Eukaryota, Metazoa, Chordata, Actinopteri, Salmoniformes, Salmonidae.